This is a messenger RNA of Aspergillus fischeri NRRL 181, 3336 nucleotides long. RefSeq names its product putative ARF GTPase activator (Csx2). Gene Ontology annotation, biological process: intra-Golgi vesicle-mediated transport. NCBI's taxonomy places the organism in Eukaryota, Fungi, Ascomycota, Eurotiomycetes, Eurotiales, Aspergillaceae. Gene Ontology annotation, molecular function: GTPase activator activity; protein binding. The transcript has 3 exons. The record is from RefSeq and is a predicted model, not a curated record. Gene Ontology annotation, cellular component: cytoplasm; trans-Golgi network; endosome. The coding region runs from base 1 to 3336 and encodes 1111 amino acids.
AUGGGCAAUGUUGGAAGUCGUCUCGAUGACUCUGGGAACUUGUUCUUCAAAGACCAAACAAGGUUUACAAUCUCUUCCGCCACGAUAAGCAACUCUCGAGGACGGGUAUUCUUGCAUCUUACCCCCAACUCUUUCCCGGCCACGAGAUAUACUGCGAAGCGUGAAGUUGGUGACGACAGUCCUAUUGAGUAUAUACAGGAUCCGGACCUCUCCUCAUCUGCAUCAGCGCCCACAUUCCUUUUGCGCCUGACGAAUGAAGAUGAAUUGAACUUCAAUUUCACGUUUAUACUGAGGCAAACUCAAACCGCUAACAGUUCGAAUUCCGUCGUCAAUGGUGUCGCAACCUCACUUCCAGAAGUGACCGACACUGUGCUUACCGGGCUCACAUUCGCGCAUGCGACGAACUCGAAGGAGCUCGACAAUUUGAUAACGCGAGAAUUUCAUGCGAAUCCCAACCUGCAAAAUAAUACCAAUGUGCAGUUUGUAGGGGAUUAUACAACGGGUGGAAGCCCUUCCGUUCAGUUCAAUUGGUCCUGGAAAUGGAAACCACCCAAGCCCACAGAAGAUAAGGGCGGUGGUUGGAGGAACAGCUGUAGCUUCUUGGACUAUGACCAGCGAGCUAAUCGUCUCAACACUCUCGCGCACUUCUCGUUCUGGGUGCACAACUGCCCGCGUUCGCUCCCCAGCCCGCAAACCUUGUCACCAAACCUGGAAAUCCCUCACCCGAUUCGGAAUCGUAUGCCUUCUUCGCACUCAAUUCUCUCGCAUUCCAGUGAUGCCGAUACCACAUCCAAUCUGCAUCUUCCUCCGGGUACUCCGCCUGAAACGAUCGAUAGUGUUCUGCCUCCCCCUCCUCCCCAAGCUCCGCCCCCGCCGCCGCCUGUGAAAGUUGACCUUCCCCAUUCGCGUCCUGGCGAAGAUAUGAGUGUAGUGGAGGAUGGCCCAUUGUUCCGAGCCACUAUGAAAGCGUUGGAGCAGAAGACAGGGAAUAUGCGUGCGAAAAUCAAGAAGGUGCUGAAGAAGGCGGAGGCUGCCCAACAAGCCCAAGGGGCCUGCAACGAUGCUGUGGAAGCCUUCCUAUCCGCUCUCAGUGAGGCCUCAACGACUAAUUCCAACGCAAUCCAGCCAGCUCUCGAUCACUACUUUGAGAAAAUUGCUCGGCAGAUCCUAAAUUAUGAGCGACUCAAUACCAUCCAACUGCAAAAGCUCGUCAUUGAACCUUUGGUGAAGCUUUAUAAUAAUGACAUCAAGCAGGCCGAGGCUAAGAAAAAGGAGUUCGAAGAAGAGAGUAGAGAUUAUUAUGCCUACGUGAGUCGCUACCUCGGACAGAGGCAGGAUUCCUUGAAAGAGAAAAAGCGAGCGGAGAGCGAUUCCAAGUACCAAGCCAAGAGGCGGAACUUUGAGUUAAAGCGGUUCGAUUAUUCUUCGUUCAUGCAAGAUCUUCAUGGUGGCCGUAAGGAACAGGAAGUCCUUUCGCACCUGACCAGGUACGCGGAUGAACAAGCUAAGAGCUUUCUUGCGGCGGCCAAGAAGGUGGAUGACAUGAUUCCUCAGCUGGAUGCUUUGAUUCACGAGGUCAAUCAGGCAGACAAGGAAUUCCAAUUUCAGAGGACAGAAAGAGAAGAGAAACGAAGGGCUCUGGAAAAAAGCAGUAACUUAUAUCUGGAGCCGGAUUCCCUCGCCAACCCAAGUGUUCCGUCAUCCCUGACGGGCAAUGGUAGUGGUGGCCACAUGCCUGAAUCGGACUUGGGCCGUGCAGACAGCACAGGGUCUCAGCUGCGAAGUGUGGUGAGCAACAGUUCCUCCAUGGCCCCGCAGACAAAUGCAGCUAUAAACAGCACGGCCGGAAUCCCGCCGAUAUCCUCAAAUGCCAAUCCGAGCGGCCAGCAGCGGAAGGAGGGACUUCUCUGGGCAUUAUCACGUCCGGGCUCUCACAUCGAUCCCAAGGGCAUCAACAAGCAAGCUUGGCAUAAGUUCUGGAUUGUGUUAGAUCAAGGCAAACUCUCAGAGUACAGUAACUGGAAACAGAAGCUUGAUCUGCAUAUGGACCCGAUUGACCUACGGAUGGCCUCUGUGCGAGAAGCACGGAACGCCGAACGACGCUUCUGUUUCGAAGUCAUUACCCCUCAGUUCAAGCGGAUUUAUCAGGCGACUUCCGAAGAGGACAUGGGCAACUGGAUCAGGGCCAUCAACAACGCCCUGCAAAGUGCUGUCGAGGGUCGUGGCAUGUCUCCCCCCGUUCCGUCAAAGAACGACAGCUCGUCCCUGGGUCGCGAUAUUGGUUCUGUCUUGACAGGGAAAAGCUCGUCGUAUUCCGGCCAGCAUUCUCAUUCUGCAAGUUCUGUCAGCAGCGUGAGCCGUCGCACCACGGUGGGUGCACGACCAAGCUACGUGCGCAACGAUAGCACCGGCUAUGAAGAGAACCCCGCCAAAUUACUCCAGACCGUCCGCGAUGCGGACCAAGGCAAUAAUUGGUGCGCUGAUUGCGGCUCGACCUCGAAGGUUGAGUGGGUGUCGAUUAACCUUGGAAUAGUCUUGUGCAUUGAGUGUAGUGGCAUUCAUCGUUCUCUGGGAACUCAUAUCUCCAAAAUCCGUUCCCUCACAUUGGACGUGAAUUCUUUCUCAAAUGACAUCGUCGAGAUCCUCUUGCAGGUUGGGAACCGCGUCAGUAAUAUGGUCUGGGAGGCGACACUAGACCAGAGUCAGAAACCGAUGGCAACCUCGACUCGGGAACAACGACUGAAAUUCAUCACUGCCAAGUAUAGCGAUCGAGCGUUCGUACAGCCGCUGCCCUCGCCUUUGUCACGGUUCUCGACCCCUGAUGAAACCUUACUUGCGGCAAUCAAAAAGAAUGACAUCCAAGGCGUGCUAUAUGGCAUUGCACUUCGAGCCGAUGUUAACAUCACUGACCGGUCACGAAACACCCAUGCGGUCUUCCUCGCUCUAGCGGCUGCAGACCCCGCGUCGCCCGGGUCGACGCCGUCUAACCUGCCGCCUAGACCCGGUACUGCAAACGCAGUCAAGGCGAUUCCGUUCCCGAUAGCAGAAUUGCUUGUGCAAAACGGCGCGGAAAUUCCUUCACAGCCACCUCCCAUUCCUCUAUCACCAGCUGCUCAGCUCUAUCUGAGUCAACGCACCACGAGAUAUGUGACGCCCAUGGCGGGCAGCUCUACUGCGGACACAGUCGGAUCACUGCCCAGCAUUCGAGGAACAGCAAGUGAUCAGGCGGUGCCAUCGGGAUCCCUGGACAGCAAGGAGCGUGAUAGACUGCACAAGAGAGGAAGCGCUGGAGCUCGAUUUGCUGGAAAAGUCGCGUCUCUCGGCAUGGAACGAUGA